This is a messenger RNA of Epithele typhae, 1536 nucleotides long. RefSeq names its product terpenoid cyclases/Protein prenyltransferase. The record is from RefSeq and is a predicted model, not a curated record. The transcript has 9 exons. NCBI's taxonomy places the organism in Eukaryota, Fungi, Basidiomycota, Agaricomycetes, Polyporales, Epitheliaceae. Gene Ontology annotation, molecular function: protein farnesyltransferase activity. The coding region runs from base 1 to 1536 and encodes 511 amino acids. Gene Ontology annotation, biological process: protein farnesylation. Gene Ontology annotation, cellular component: protein farnesyltransferase complex.
AUGAGCCAAUACCGGUCAACACCGACGGACGGCUACCGCACGGCCACCUCUGCGCUUCAAUCGAGCACAGAGAGCGUGCUCAAGACCCACCUCCCUCUUCCCGGCGACGAGCCCACGCUCGAUCGAAAGCUGCACUUCGAGUUCCUCCUCCGCAACCUCCGCCAGGGCUUUCCCGAGCGCUACACAUCGCAGGAUGCCAGCCAGCCAUGGCUCAUCUACUGGACCCUGCACGGCUUCAGCGUCUUCGGCGCAGGCUUGGAUGACCAGACGAAGAAAAGGACGAUCGCCACGCUGCUCGCGAUGCAGCACCCCGACGGCGGCUUUGCAGGCGGGCCCGGGCAGGCCGCGCACCUGCUGCCCACGUACGCGUCGGUGUGCGCGUUCGCGGUCGUGGGCCGCCCGGGAGAGGGCGGCGGGUGGGAUGCGAUUGAUCGGAGGAAGAUGUACGACUUCUUCAUGUCGCUCAAGCAGCCAGACGGCUCCUUCCUCGUCAGCCACCACGGCGAAGUCGACGUCAGGGGGAUCUACUGCCUCCUCGUCUCCGCCACGCUGCUCAACAUCAUGACCCCCGAGCUGCUCGCUGGCACCCCAGACUUCCUCGCCACCUGCCAGACGUACGAAGGCGGGUUUGGGAACGCCUCCUUCCCCGGAUGGGCGUUCGAAGCCGACGAUGAAGCGCCACGCCCGCCCCGCGCUCCCGCAGACCCCGCCGCGCCGCGCCCGCCGCUCGGCGAGGCCCACGGCGGGUACACGUUCUGCGCGACCGCCUCCUGGGUCCUCCUCCAGCCGUACCUGCGCCUGCACUGCCCCGAGUCCCCCGCGCGCCCCAAGAUCGAUCUGCGCGCGCUCCUGCGGUGGUGCGUGCAGAUGCAGGGCGUCCCCGCGGAGCUCGGCGGGUUCAAGGGCCGCACGAACAAGCUCGUCGACGGCUGCUACAGCUGGUGGGUCGGCGGCUGCGUCGUGCUCGUCGAGACCCUCGUCGGCGUCGCGGCGCACCACGAGCCGGAGCCCCCCGCCGAGACGCACGCGGACGAGGAAGGCGACAAGGCGUGGGACGACGUCGAUGACUCCCUGUUCGACCGGCGCGCGCUGCAGGAGUACCUGCUCUGCGCGGGCCAGCACCCCGCAGGCGGGAUGCGCGACAAGCCCCCAAAAGGCGCGGACGCGUACCACACCCUCUACUGCGCCGCCGGGCUCUCCGCGGCCCAACAUCGGGUCACGCCCUCGGCCGCGCGCCAGGCCGCCGUCGAAGCCGCCUGGAACGCCGACGCCGCGGCGUCUCGAGACGGUUCGAGCUACGCCCCGCCGACGGAGGCGGACCGCGCGCGCGCGGCCGCGCUGCGCAAGGCCACAUUCGCCCACAUCCUCUCCUGGGCCGAGGAGGAGGGCGCGGCGACCUACCUCGGGGGCAGCGCGAAUCGCGUGAACGCGGUGCACCCGCUCCUCAACCUGACCGUCACCCACGCGGACGGGAUGCUCGCGCACUUCUACGGCCAGGCGCCGCCGGCGCGCCAGCCUCCGCGCAAGAAGCAGUGA